This is a messenger RNA of Zea mays, 2312 nucleotides long. RefSeq names its product MACPF domain-containing protein. The coding region runs from base 246 to 2141 and encodes 631 amino acids. Gene Ontology annotation, biological process: regulation of salicylic acid mediated signaling pathway; plant-type hypersensitive response. NCBI's taxonomy places the organism in Eukaryota, Viridiplantae, Streptophyta, Magnoliopsida, Poales, Poaceae. The record is from RefSeq and is marked validated. Gene Ontology annotation, cellular component: plasma membrane. The transcript is spliced from 8 exons.
CCCAGCUGCAUGCCGCAAGUGUCAAACUCCAAUUAGUCACCAGCCUUGCUUGCUUGCUUGUCCCAGCUAAGCCGAGGACAGGACACGCGAAGAAGAGGAACGAUCAGUCACCAGCCUUGUUUGACAUCCUGAGCAGCUUCAUCUCCUCCUCCUGGCAAGUUUCUUGGCAAGCUGGUGCUCAAACAAUGGCGUGUUAAUUAGGAAUAGGAUAGAACAGGAUCGUUGCAUCACGCAGCCAAGGAGACAUGGCUAGGAGCAGAGAGGUGGCGGGCUGGGGCACGGUGGCCGGAGGAGGCGGCGCGGCGGCCGUGGAGAAGGCGGUGCGGUGCCUCGGCAGGGGCGUCGACAUGACGGGCGACCUGAGGCUGAAGCACUGCAAGGACGCGGGGGGCUGCCUGGUCGUCCGGAGCGCCGGGAGGAAGGCGGCGGAGAAGGCCGUCGUGCCGGGCUUCGGCGUCGUCGCCGACCUGCCCGCCGACGUCAGGUGCGGCAAGGGCGACCGGAUCAGGUUCAGGUCCGACGUGCUCGAGUUCAACAAGAUGUCGGAGGCGUUCAACCACCGGAAUUCGCUGGCGGGGAAGAUCCCGUCGGGGCUCUUCAACUCCUGCUUCGACCUGGAGAGCGGCUCGUGGGCGGAGGACGCCGCCGCCACCAAGUGCCUCGCCUUCGACGGCUACUUCAUCUCGCUCCUGGACCUCCGCCUCGACUGCCGGCCGCUCGCCCUCGCCGACCACGUCGUCGGCGACGUGCCGGCGGCAUGGGACCCGGCAGCCAUAGCAAGUUUCAUCGAGAGGUACGGGACCCACAUCGUUGUCGGGCUGGGCUUGGGUGGGCAGGACGUGGUGUACGUGAAGCAGGACAGGUCGUCUCCGCUGUCCCCGUCCGAGAUCAAGGAGCACCUCGACAGGCUCGGUGACCAGCUCUUCACCGGGACCUGCACCCUGCCCCCUUCCAACCGCAAACUCAGGGAACACAAAUCUAAGGUCCCUGAGGCGUUCAAUGUGUUCGAUGCCCAAGUGACACAGCAAGGGCUCCAAGGAAUAAUGGCUACUCCAGUGUCCUGCAAAGAGGGCGUGACGGUGAUACACUCCAAGAGGGGAGGGAACGCGGCGGCGAGCGACCACUCGGAGUGGCUGCUCACCGUGCCCGCGACGCCGGACGCGAUAAGCUUCAAGCUCGUGCCCAUCACGUCCCUCCUCAAGGGCGUGAGCGGCGUCGGCUUCCUCUCCCACGCCAUCAACCUGUAUCUCAGAUACAAACCUCCGACAGGCGAGCUGAGGUACUUCCUGGACUUCCAGCACCACAGACUGUGGGCUCCAGUGCUCGGUGACCUGCCACUUGGGCCCUGCUCCAACCGGCAGGCUCCUAGUCCGGCCUUGAACUUCAGCCUCGUCGGUUCCAAGCUCUACGUCAGCUCGAGCGAGGUGGUUGUUCCAAGACUACCCGUCACCGGGAUGAGACUACAUCUGGAGGGCAAGAAAAAUAACCGCCUAGGCAUCCACCUGCAGCAUCUGUCCAACACCCCAGCGUUCAUCGGCGGAACACCGGCCAAUGAGCAGCCGCCGGCGGCGGUGUGGCGCGGGUCGGAGACGAUCUCCGACGCGCGGUACUACGAGCCGGUCCAGUGGAGGAUGUUCGCGCACGUGUGCACGGUGCCGGUGAAGUACGACCCUCGCUGGGCCGGCGCCGGCGCCGGCCCGCCGUCGGCGUACGUCGUCUCCGGCGCGCAGCUCCACGUCAAGGCCCACGACUCGACCAACAUCCUGCACCUCAGGCUCCUGUACGCCCGGCUGCCGGGCCACGCCGUGGUGCAGUCCAGGUGGGCGCACGGCGCCGCCACCAGGCUGUCAUCGGGCAGAGGGAGCUUCUUCCUGUCCAAGUCGCUGGCCUCGGGCUCCGGCGGCGUCGACAAGGAGCAGCAGCACCCGGGGAGGGUUCACGUCGACUCCGGCGUGUUCGCCGGAGGGCCGCCCGUGCCUGUCGGGACCCAGAGGCUGCUCAGGUUUGUGGACACGUCUCAGGUCACCAUGGGGCCGCAGGACAGUCCUGGGUACUGGCUGGUCACUGGCGCCAAGCUGGACGUUGAGAAGGGGAAGAUCUCACUCCGCGUCAAGUUCUCGCUGCUCGCUCCAGUUUCUUGACACGCUAGUCUUCUUUCUGCUAGGAGAACACCGCUGUGCAGAAGGCCGAAAUUAGGGGGGACUCCUUGCGCAGUGAUGAGUGAUUGUAUCAAGGUCAUAUUUGAUUUUACACAGCCUUCCGUACAUAUUUUUGCUACUACUUUCUUGUACAAUAUAUUCUUAAAAUCCUUC